AUGACUUCUUUCUGCUUCUCGCCUGCUUCGGCUGCCGCCCGCCCGUCUGAGACCGGUCCGCAGUCCAGGGUUCAAGUCCCUGCCCCCGUCAACGCCAGCACCCUCGUGGCCUCGCUCGGUUCCUUCCUCCGCCGCGUCCCUCGCCUUCUCGCAGCCGCCGUCACAAGCGCUGUCCGCCCGAUCCUCCGGUACAUCGGUACCCCGACACCCCCCGCGAUGCUUGCCCGUAGCUCGUCUUCUCGUCAACCCCAGACUGGAGCUACCCGGCCCUCGAUCACGGUGUCGUCCUCUCUUGGGCCGGAAUCCCGGAUCAGUCCUUCUUCGGUCGGUUCUCCUUUGGUCAGGUCUCCUUCGCCAUCGGUUGGUUCUGCGUUUACGGCUCCUGUUGGACCUGUUUGCACUCCUCCCGGUCGGUCCCCGCAUGGCUUCACCCUGAGUAUGUCCCAUUACUUAGGUCCUGAGUCCCGGGUUGGUCCUCUGCCUUUGGAAGGUUCCUCGCCUUCGGUUGGAACUGUGGUUACGGAGCCUGUUGGUCCUGUUUGCACUCCUCCCCGUUUGUCUCCGCGUGCCUUCACUCUCAGUAUGUCCCAUUACUUUGAGUCGGUUCCCCGGGCCAGUCCUUCGUCUUCGGUUCGCUCUGCUUCAUCUGGUUCUCCAGGAUCUGGUUUGGUUUCCGUUUCCAACCUGGAGGAUCCGUUUGUGGACGACGCCGCUGACCCUGCUCUGGCUUCGCCAACCUGUCCUUUGGUUUCGCCCAUCAGACCUCCUCCUGACUUUGAACAGUUGAUGGCCUUUGCCGACCGGCAAAUCAACCUGGCCCGCGCUUACACCGCUAAGCGUCGACCUGCCCCCGUCACUGUUCCUGCUCCCAGGACCCCGGAGCCAAGGACCCCUGAGCAAAGGAUACUAAGGACUCCGGAGCCCUGGACGCUUUCGUCUAUGACUACCUCGCCUUCGGUGGAUGCCCCCGUUGAGGAGUCUGGCUCGCUGUUCCGUGAUCCGGUUGACCCGCCUUGUACGCCUCCGCCUCGUACUCCUCCUCCUCGUGAGAUGGAUACCCUCGACCGCAGCGUUGAACGGCAACGGCUCCGGGCCCGCGAGCUCAGCGCAGAGGCCAAGGCGAAGUUUGCGCAAAUCCGGGCUCUCCUGUCGGAUUGGCCUGCUCCCCAGAGGCGGUACGCGCCUUCUCACGACUACAGCACGGACUCGCCUACGCCGCACACCAUCUCCAACUGGGACUCGACCUUGGAAGAGGAUCGGGUUUCGGAAUACUCCUGGACCAAGGGCGCCUUCCCUGUCGCCUCUCCUGAGCUCCCUGGAGCUCUCGCGGAGUGGGAUUCGCCGGCCGCCUCCCCUGUGUAUUCUGGAUCCCCUGUCGCUUCUUCCUCUGGUUCUGUUGGCUCGUCUGGUUCCGUUGGCUCGUCUGGUUCCGCUGGCUCUUCUGGUUCUGCUGGAUCAUCUGGAUCAUCUGGUUCUUCCGGCUCUCAUGGUUCAUCUGGUUCCACUGGCUCUUCUGGAUCUGGUGGCUCCUCUGGGUACUGUGCGUCCCCCGGAUCUACCGGAUCUUUCGGUACUUCCAGCUUUUUUGGGUCUCCUGGUUCUUCUGGUUCUGCCGAGGAAUCUGGAUCGAUCUCUUCCUUGCUGGAGCUUUAUGGUCCUCGUUCGCCCGUGCCUGCGCCUGUUCCCGUGCCCGUUCCUACGCCUGAGCCUGAGUUUGACCUGGUCACGUCCACGAUCACGACCCAGCCCAAGGGCAUGAAGGCAGUCACCCUCAAGAUCACCCGCCGCGUUCCUCGGGUUAGGUCUUAG
Messenger RNA from Colletotrichum lupini, 1809 nucleotides. RefSeq lists its product as uncharacterized. Bases 1 to 1809 code for a protein of 602 amino acids. The record is from RefSeq and is a predicted model, not a curated record. NCBI's taxonomy places the organism in Eukaryota, Fungi, Ascomycota, Sordariomycetes, Glomerellales, Glomerellaceae. The transcript is spliced from 3 exons.